GGCCGGCUGCCUGGGGAGGGCACGGCAGGCGGCGAGGGAACGCGGCGUCCCUGCGCUCCCAGUUCCAUCAUCCUACCUCGGUGGAUGGCUCGAUCUCUUGAAUAGUUCAAGAGUCUUGGAUGAUCACACUUUAUGCAAAAUCAGGAAUCUUCCUGCUUGGACAACUUCUCAUAUUUUAAGGGUUCAUGUUGGGGAGAGGCCUAAAACGCAAGCUGAGUGACUAUGAGGAGAAUGUGGCUGGUCUCUCUAGUGCCUUUGAUUCCAGUCGAAAUCUGCCAUACCCACUUAAGAGGCAGUUGGUGCUCAAUAUGUGCCUCACCAAGCUACAGACUUACAAAAUGCUGGUGGAACCGAACUUGCAUCGUUCUGUCCUCAUAGCCAACACCGUGCGGCAAAUUCAAGAGGAAAUGAGACAAGAGAGUGGACAGCCAAUUAACGUCUGCACUGGCAUUGCUCCUAGUUCUCCCAGCUACGCAGGGAUGGAGUCAUCUGGAAUUUCUCUUCAGUUGCCUUCAGGUAUUAGUCAGCAAGAGUCUAGCUGUUGUGACUUGCGGUCUGCAGAGGACCCAAUUGAAAAUAGUCUCCUGAUAGUUUCAGAUGAUGAUAUGUCAUCUGCUAUUUCAUCUAUUCUGAAGGAUUUAGACUUCGUAGAAGACAUAAGCCCACCUACUUGUCUGGUUCCUAGUGGAGAUGACCAGCCAAAGUUUCCAGAAAAUACUGGUCUAAAASUAGAAGAUGAUAGACAGGAUUUGAAGGGAGCUGAGUGUGUGUUUGGUUCCUUUGAGAUUUCAAAUUCAACUAGUUACUUGAAGGAUUUGGCGAUAGAUGACAUUUUUGAAGAUAUUGAUACUUCAAUGUAUGAUUCAGACUUUUGUUGUCCUCCACUAAUGCCACCCAGACCACCGCCUGUUGCUACAGAAGAACCGUUGAAAACCUUUCCGUCUUGUAAUUCUUCUUCAGCAAGCAACAUUCAGAUAUGUAGAACAGAUUUGAGUGAGUUGGACCACAUAAUGGAAAUUCUUGUUGGAUCCUGAUGCUUGUUUUAUCCAAAGAUACUUUCCCAACUGCCACUUUCAGUUGGUUUAAGGAUAAAAGCCACUGGAAAAGUUGUAAAGAAUUCCUUUAAACCUAAAAAUAAUUUGUCUAUAGGGAAAUCUUCUAAAUAUUUCCAAAACUUAUAAACCAAAAAGUGGCAGAUUUUUUUAAAGAAAUAUUUAUUUAUCAGAACUGUGCAAUCAUCUUUUUCCUUCCAGGGUGUAUGUGGAACAGUAGGCACAUACCCGUAUCACCCCUCAUGCCUCUUUCAAUAAACUUUUUUAUGUGCAAUUUUUAAUUUGUCAGAAGAAUUUACAUGCAAAACAAAAUUCAUAUGAGAUGAUCUUUUACAAAACCUCCACUUUAUUUUUAAUAUCAGAGUCUAUGCCAAGUUGGCAUACGUCAAGUUGCAUAAUUGGAUUGCAUGGAUCCAGCCGCAUUACUAGAGAUGGGUAUAUUUUAAAAAUGAGACACAUUUUACUUUCUUUUGGUCAGAAAAGCAGAUCAAGACACUUGUCAACGAAGUCUCUUGCAUUUUCUAAAGCAUUCAGAACUAUUUAUUUUUGUAAAUUUUAUAGUCUUUCUACAUUUUACUAUGUUACUUCAUCAUAGUUCAAAUAUAAUGGACUUCUAGUUGGAUGUGUUUAGCACUACCUCUGAGCUGAAAUGCUUUAACUCUUUCCAGUGCUUCGUCUAAGACUGCAAAUCUUUUUGUUUCUUUUUGUUCCUUUUUUUU
Molecule: messenger RNA, 1771 nt
Organism: Nothoprocta perdicaria
Lineage: Eukaryota; Metazoa; Chordata; Aves; Tinamiformes; Tinamidae
Product: SERTA domain-containing protein 2-like
Exons: 3
Coding region: 186-1034 (282 amino acids)
Cellular component (GO): nucleus
Molecular function (GO): transcription regulator activity
Source: RefSeq, a predicted model, not a curated record